GCCAGAACCCAGAACGCAUCUUUUUGGAGGCCAAAGAGGAGCGGAGCGGAGGCUGGUCGAUGCCUACACGCGGCUUUUUUGACCAGUAACGGUACAGACAGACCCACGCUGGUGCGUUAUCACCGCAAGGUCACUACCGCGCGCUCGUCAUCUCGCCAAAUUUCGGCUGCUGCCUGUUUUGCAUGUGCGCCUGACCGGAGAGGAUGGACCGCUUAGACAAAUCCAUUGACGGCCUCCACAGGGCCUCCAUCUGGGGCUUACAGGCGGGUGUAGCGGCGUACGUGUUGACCGCCGUGACUGGCUUCCUGCGCAUCACCUCGAUUUGCCCAUGUUUGGCUUUCCUCCUCUUUUUCAUUAUUGGAUCAGCCGUGGCAGCUUUUAUUGCUACGCUUGAGAUAAAACCCGAAGGAAAAGCUGUUCUCGUGACUGGCUGCGACUCUGGAUUUGGCUAUCACCUCGCUCUACGACUCGAAAAAUUGGGCUUCGUAAUUUUCGCCGCGUGCCUGGACAAGAACGGCGAUGGCGCGAAAAAGCUGAAGAAGGAGGGCGGCGACAAACUGAUUCCCGUCCAAAUGAAUGUGACCUCUGACGAGCAGAUAGCGUCCACUUUGGACGAGGUUACCGAGGAAUUGAACAAGAGAGGGAUCAAUGGCCUGUGGGGGUUGGUGAACAACGCCGGGCUGAGCACCUUUGGCCACAUCGAGUGGAUUUCGGAAAACGACUCGCGCAAAGUGAUGGAGGUCAACACUUGGGGAGUAGUCAAAGCAACCAAGGCGUUUCUGCCUUUGAUCAGGAGAGCAUCUGGACGAGUGGUGAAUGUGACGAGCGCCUUGGGCCGCUUUUCGUCGCUCGGCAGGUCCAGCUACGGCAUGACCAAGCACGCCAUUGAGGCCUUCUCAGACGUCCUCCGCUUUGAAAUCAGACGUUUCGGGGUGCACGUCAGCAUUGUCGAGCCCGGAAAUUUCAUUGCUGCUACUAGUCUAUACUCAAUGGACGCGGUGAAAGCACACUCGAGCAGAAUGUGGAAUGCGAUGAGCGACGAAUUAAAGAAUGCCUACGGAGAGGACUACUACAACCAAGUGUUCAAAAACAUGGUUGACUACACCACCAAAGGCCCCACCGAUCUUGAACCGGCCCUGUUGUGCCUGACUCAACCUUUGGUGCAAACGUUCCCUGCACCGAGGUACCAGCCGAUGGAACUGGACUGGAAAAUCCGAUGCCUCGUGCAGACACACCUUCCCGAAUGGAUCUACGAGCGAAUCUACAUUAACUAAAAAUUGACGUAAAGAGAGUAGCGUGACCAACUACUAUUAUUCCUUUUGAGAGCAGUUUUGCCUGAUGAUAGAACAAAUGUCAGCAGAAACAAAUGGAGUUGAGUGUAGGAUUGAUGAGUUGCGAAUAAAGCUCAACGUUUUAUCUUA
This is a messenger RNA of Cloeon dipterum, 1421 nucleotides long. Its product is annotated as D-beta-hydroxybutyrate dehydrogenase, mitochondrial-like. The transcript is spliced from 8 exons. The coding region runs from base 204 to 1274 and encodes 356 amino acids. Gene Ontology annotation, biological process: steroid metabolic process. Gene Ontology annotation, cellular component: intracellular membrane-bounded organelle. The record is from RefSeq and is a predicted model, not a curated record. Gene Ontology annotation, molecular function: oxidoreductase activity. NCBI's taxonomy places the organism in Eukaryota, Metazoa, Arthropoda, Insecta, Ephemeroptera, Baetidae.